AUGACGCCCCCUCCCUCAUCCCAAACCCGGGGACCUCCGCCCCCUCUCGCCCACCCAGCGCCCCGCGGGCCCACACAGUGUCUGCGAGGCGUCUAUUCCGGGCCUCCCGAAGCGGCGCUGCGCUCCUGGCCGCGCCGACCGCCCGAGGCUGGCGGAGAGGGGGCCGCGCUCCGGGCGCCCGCUAGGGGGCGCGGCAGCCCCGCGAAUCUUACCCCGCUCGCUCGCCGGCUCGCCCGCCCGCCGCUCAGCCUCCGGGUCCCCGACAGCGCAGCCGGGACCGCUGCUCGCCCACCUUCGCCGGGGAGGGUCCGCGCCGGCACCGUCCGGCCUCCCGUCCCGCCACACCCCCACGAACACGGCGCGGCCCGCUCCCCGUCCGGCCGCCUCCACGCCCUCGGCGGCUCGGUCCCCUCUGGGUUGGUGGCGACGACCGCCCGCUCCCGGGUUCCGCGCCCCUGCGCGCCGCGGUCCUGGCCUCAGAGCUGCAGCGGCCGCUGCGCCCCAGUCGCGCGCCAGCGCCUCCUAUGGGCCCGAAAGCGACACGGCCGGGGGCAGCUGCUCGCGGAGAAGGCCAGGGCGAGCCGAGACUGCGCCCCCUCGGCUUUAAGAACCCGGCUUCCCCUAGCGCCCCCCGCUCACCCGACGGUCGCCUCUGCCGCGGCUGAUCAGCGCACACUCGCGCCCGCCUGCGCCCUUCGCUGCCCUGUCACGGGGAUGCGGAAGGCUGCAAUAGGCAGGGAAGGAAGCGCCCCAAGUCCGAGGUCCUCUUCAUCCCCUCCAAUCUACUUUCUCAGCCGAUCCCUGGCUCACUGUUCAGUUUAA
Ceratotherium simum simum (southern white rhinoceros) is the source of this 822-nucleotide messenger RNA. The record is from RefSeq and is a predicted model, not a curated record. Lineage: Eukaryota; Metazoa; Chordata; Mammalia; Perissodactyla; Rhinocerotidae.